Messenger RNA from Cyprinodon tularosa, 3419 nucleotides. RefSeq names its product N-acylneuraminate cytidylyltransferase-like. Gene Ontology annotation, molecular function: N-acylneuraminate cytidylyltransferase activity. The transcript has 8 exons. The record is from RefSeq and is a predicted model, not a curated record. Bases 125 to 1423 code for a protein of 432 amino acids. Lineage: Eukaryota; Metazoa; Chordata; Actinopteri; Cyprinodontiformes; Cyprinodontidae.
AAUAUAAGAAGAAGAAGAAGAAGAAGCAGGCUGACAACUGAAGCUGCUACAUUUUCCUCGACUUGUCAUUGACCGGCUAAGCCAGUUUGUCUUUUAGCGCCGAAAAGAAGACUUUAAAGUGAACAUGGCUGCCCGGAAAAGACGCAACCGUGAAAAUGAUACGUUGCCAGACAGAACCAGCAGCAGUAGCAGCAAGCGGCUCUGUCCCAGUGGGAAAAGACACGUAGCUGCUCUCAUUCUAGCCAGAGGGGGAAGCAAAGGAAUUCCUCUGAAGAACAUCAAGCUUCUAGCUGGGGUUCCUCUCAUCGGCUGGGUGCUGAGAGCGGCUAUCGACUCCGAGGAGUUCGACAGUGUUUGGGUUUCAACAGACCACGAUGAGAUUGAAAAAGUGGCGAAAUCCUGGGGGGCCAAAGUCCACCGGAGGAGCCAGGAAGUCUCCAGGGACUGCUCCACGUCCCUGGAGACAAUACAGGAGUUUCUCAAGAAAAACCCAGAAGUGACGGUGCUCUGUAACAUCCAGGCUACGUCUCCUUGUCUCCAUCCAUCCCACCUAAAGGAGGCUUUAAAGAAGAUCACUGAGGAAGGAUACGACUCCAUCUUCUCUGUGGUACGGAGGUACCAGUUCCGCUGGAAGGAGGUCAAGAAAGGAAGUGCAGAAUGCACUCAGCCAGAGAACCUGGACCCUGCCAAUCGCCCGCGGCGCCAGGACUGGGACGGAGAGCUGUAUGAGAACGGCUCCUUUUACUUCGCCACCAGAGAACUGGUCAUGGAUCAGGGACGCUUGCAGGGCGGCAGGGUGGCCUACUUUGAGAUGGAGCCGCAGCACAGUGUGGACAUCGACGUGGACAUCGACUGGCCCGUGGCGGAGCAGAGGGUUCUCCGAUUCGGUUACUUCGGUCGCGGGGUUUCCCUGAUGUUCUGUAAGGUCUCAGGAUGUCUGACUGAUGGGCGGGUCUUCCUGUCCGUGUCUGGAGAGGACACAGUCUCUGUCCACAGCACGGACACAGCGGGUAUCAGGAUGCUGCAGAAAGACGACGUGGAGGUGGUCCUGCUGGUCUCCAGGGAGGACCAUGUGAUCCAGCUGAUGGUCGACAAACUGAAGAAGAUGACGGGGUGUAAAGUCAUGGUGGUUGGAGAGGAGCCUCUAAACGACAUAAAGCCGCUAGUGGAGAAGAGGAAGCUUGACUGGAAGGACGUGGCCUAUAUGGGUAACGACGCAGCAGAUGCCAGCUGUCUGAAUCUAGCAGGCCUGAGCGCGGCGCCAGCAGACGCUCCGCCCGGCGCUGCUCGAGCUGCCAAAUACACCUGCAAGUACGCCGGAGGGGCGGGAGCCGUGAGGGACUUCGCCGAACACGUUCUUCUGCAGAAGGAAACGGCCAAAGUUCAGAUGAAGCAGGACCGGAUCGACCGCCACAACUUUUGAUGUGGGAUCAGUUAUAUCAUUCAGCGAUACCUCAGUGGCACCAUGCUGCCAAUAGAUAGGACCUUCAGGCUGUUUGAGUAGAAGAUAUAGAAAAGAGGAGAACAGAUCAGAACCAGACUCCCUCCACUGGUUACCAAUGUACUGUCAAUGCAGUACUUCAUGCAUUAUAUAGUAUCAGUCAGAGGUCUACAUAAACUCCCCUUGGACAUGAAUGUCAGAUUAAUUUCUGGUCAUUUGUUUCUAGGAAAAAGACACAGAAUUAAUUCACUUUCUUUUGUUUUUUCCUCCUUUAGGUCUAAAUAGUUGACACUGGCUCAUAAAUAUUAAAAGAAGCUUUAAUAACUGCUUCAAUGCUGUUGCUGGCAGAACUAGCUUAGCUCAGUUACAUCAGCCUGUAAGGCUGUUUUUUCUAGAAACUGAGCGUCUGUUGUAACUGGGUGCAGGUCUCCUCCAUCUUGCUUCUGAAGUGGAAUAGCUUCAUCAUCCACCAGCUUUAGUGAAAGAAAAACAGUCCCUUAGUAUGAUGCUGCCACCACCAUACUUUAAAGUUGGAGCACUGUUCCAUUGGUUUGAGAGCCUCGUUUAUAAUCACAGCUCAACAUUUCCACCUGGAUUGGAAGUGAGGAUUGUGAAGUCUGUGUUGAUAGUAAUCUGAUUUCACCAGGGUUCCACUAGUUUCUACCGAGGGAUUAGUUUGAGCUAGAUUUUUUUGGUCCUCCACAACUUGGACUAACAUCAGUUCACCACUGGUUGUUCUUAGAUAUUGAUAAACUAGCUCACUAUGUGCUACCACUUAGUGCAAACAUUCAGUGUGUUCUAUUUCCAUUGUUCUAAAGCAUGAUUGUUUCAAAGCUUGAAUUGCGUUACCCUGUAAAUUAAGGUAACCUCUCAGAGUGGAUCAUUGAAAUCAAUCAGAUCUUGUUUUAAAAUCAGUUUGAUUUAUUUUCAUUAUAAAACUGAAGUGAGAAAAAAUGGUUAAAUCUGAUAUGGAGUGGAGGAAAAAAAUCAAGGAUUAGAUUUUUAAAACCAUGUCGUCCAGCCCUAGUUUGUUUCUGGGUGGAUCCUAAGCUCCUGCUGAACAUCUUCACCGGUUCUUAUAAUAGAGCAGCUCCCUGGAUGAAAUCGGGGAUGACAGCAUGAUGCUCUAGGCCAGUUUCCUAACAGUGGGACGGUAUUUUCUACCAAGGAGCAUAGAAAUGAUGACCUCAAUUGGUCUUCAAAUGUAGCUUCUAAUGGUUUGAGCUUUAACCAGCAGAACGACAAUCCCAUUAGAACUGGUUUUAAAGCAGGCUAACAUUAAGCUUUCUGAAUGCCUGACCUCAACAAAUUCAAUAUUUGUGGACUACACCCAGAAGCCAGGUCUGUGCAAGCAGACCAUUCUGUGAACAUGAGCUCCACCCGUUCUGCCUUCUUUGUAUAGGGUAUGCAGAUUUCUGUUGUGGUUGCACGCUGUGUUAUCAGUCUAGUGUGGAAAGAGAAGGCAUCAGCCCGAUGGAGGUAACCUUCUGACUGGAGCUCACUGCUGGGAGGUAGUUUUUUUAUUUUUAUCCGGAUCAUAAAGAGAUUAAUUAACAGUUUAAUCUGCAUCCUCCCGCCUUUACUGCAGAUUGGUGACACUAAAAGCGGAAAUGACUGCAUGCCUAUUCUGAUGACUCUACUUAUGAACGUGUACGUUUUCUUGUUUAUACAAUGAACUAUACAAGGGGCCAAAUUUGGAUAUAGUCUUUUGUGGGAAAAAAAAACACAAAAUGGAACUUCUCUGUUUUUUAUCUGAGAUUAAUGAGGUCAUAUCCACUUUAUCAAAGAGGUGUGCUACGGUCUGAGAUGGUCAGCAGCUCCAAAUGGCUAAGCCAGCUGAUACUAUCUGUGUUCAUUUGGCAGAUCUGUCCUAGUUUAGACCAUCUUAAUACUUGCCUUGAAUCUGCAGCCUAAUUUAUUGCACACAUGCAGGGUCUAACAUCUCUCUUGCAGAUAUUUCUAUACAUAAUUAUUAAAA